CGAUUUUCUCAACAUUCAUAAGAAAAUCAUCAAAAUCUGUCAAAAAUGUUAAUAUAAGUAAAUAGCGCUUCUCUGUAAAAUAUGUCGAAGCUUCCCCGACUCCUCCCCCUAUCGGCUGGCUGCGAAUAGCAACAGGCUCCACUCCAGUCUCUGUAGCCACUAGCCAGUCCAAGUCCGACCGCCCUGCAAGCUGGAUGUGUGCUGCUGCUCGACGCGACAUCUCGCCCACGCACUUCAACUUGUACCCUGCGAUCUCAUACACCUUACAGGCCAGUGUUGCUGAAAUGGCUGAGAAGCAGUAAAGCAGCCGCCGCGUCACCGUCGGCCAGCACCGACGCCGUAUACCCUCGCACACCAACUACAACUAACAACAGAAAACAUGCCACCAAGUAGGACUUCCGUGUUAGGCGUUCUGACGACGAUUGAAGCUAUCGUACAGCUGAUGUUUGCUGUCUUUCUUAUUUUGAAUGCCUAUUGUUAUAUAGACAUGUUCCAAAACUCAAUGAUUGGGGUUUUUAUAAAAAUAAUGUACCUUCACGACCCUGACCUGUGCGGCAAUAGGAUAAACAUCGGGGAAUUCGUAGACGAGAUGGUCAACCAGGCAUUCGUAGUGUUGCAGGACGCACCGGUCACUUAUUAUAGGACAUUGUUCUUCCUUUGGGCUAACUUUUUUGUAGCUAUUUUUUGGCUGAUCUCAAACGAGCUAAUGUUCAGAAACUUCACGUCAUGUCCAUGGACUACAGUGACGCUGGCGGCCUGCCUACUGGACUUCUCGGGACUUCUGUUUUAUCUUAAUGAUUAUUAUUCCACUAUGAAUUUGUCGGACCUCUUGUGGUACAUAGGAGCAAGUGGAUACGGCACAGGUAACGUACUGCUGGAUACAAGGAAUGUGGCUCCUACUAUGGCUAUUCUCAUCUCCAAGGGUACAUUGUUCAUCGUUAUAAAUUGUGUGCUAAUCACGUCGCAAUCGGCGCGUCGGAAUCGUAACUUACACGUGGCAGCUCCAGCCGUAAGGCCCAGGUCGCCGCUCAACUUUGUUGGUGACAGCUUCAGCCAGAUAUCGCACCGCUUGCCGCGCCCCAACCUCUCCAGGAAUGAAGUUUUCGUAAAUACCUUGAAACUACAAGACAUGGAAGCCGCCUGCAGCCCCGAAUACGACUCGCCGCCCUUGCCCGGCUACUCGCGCACAGAUAUCGCCACUGUGCUGCCCCACCCGGACCCUACAACUACACCCGAACGACCCCAACGCGCAUUCUCCGCUGAAGACCUAAGAACGAUCCGUGUGCCGGACACCAUACUAUCGCUGCCUCAAAGACUUGAAAAAUUGAUAGCCGAAGAAGCGAGGGAGUUUGAAAUCCUAUCUACGGAUUCAUCUGAAAAUCGAGUCGGCGGACCCAGCGGAAGGAAUGAGGACAGCGAGACUGGAGAUAUCGGCCUGGAACAUGUCUAUUUCCCCGAGUUGUUGUUGACUCCCCCGAUGGAGUUCAAGCAGAAUGUGACCCACCAGACCCAGCGACGCCUUGACACCUAUACCAAUCAAGUCCAGACAUCUAACCCACUGACCGCGUCCCUUCCCAACUUGACAGACGAGAAACUACAACUGGAAAAAACAACCAAGUUUAACCUGGAGAACGAGGCGUCAUUGUUGGCGGAAAAGAGCGGUAGGGGCGCAGCGGCGUCGCGCGGUCAGCCCGGCUAUAACAGUCGCCUUCGCAAGCAGCUUCGCCCUCGCACGGACCUCCGCCGUUCCGAUAUUACGGGACAGGCAGAGACCAUGUUCAAAAAGGCCUCAGUUGAUCACUUGGGCUGGACUGGAUCCGGAACAACCAGGCGCUUGGUGUUCUUCUCCUCACAACGGAAACAACCGGACGUCCUGUAUUAAUACUAUUUUACCUAAAUUAAAAAUGUUAUCGUAAUCAAUGUAUAUGUCUAUAUAUAACUAUAUAAAAUAAAGUUCUAACUUAUCUAAUCGACAUUAGAGACGAACGGAAAUUAUAAUCCGUUUUCAUUUAAAUUUUAAUAUGGAAAAUCACGCAUCGUAAGAUAAUAUGAAAUAAAUAUUUUUUGUUGUGUGUUCGCUUUCUUUCCUAUUUCACAUACUGAAGUAGCGAUAAGAUAAUUUUAAAAGCACACACGUAAAUAUGAUGUUUUUAAACUUGAUAUAACAUCGAGUAAAAGUUUAUUUUCAAGAAAGAUAAUUUAGAAUUUUGACAUUGGAUAUGUUCGUUCAAGUUCUUCGAUUUCUUGUAAUAAAACAACAGUUAAAAACAAUAGAUAUUCGAGGUUUGUUGGUGUGGUUAGAUGUCACGGGCACCGGAUUAGUCGUGUAUUGAUGUGAACAUAAUUAUCCACUUUCUUCAUGAUUUGUGAAGAAGGUGUGAUAGGUAUUUACUUAUUGCAAAUAUAUGUCUAUUUACUUAUGUCUAUUUAAAGAAUUACCGUAAGUACGGCUUCGUUCGUGAGAUGUUCGCUGCGUCUUCUUAGAACCAGUAUCUCUAGUAGUAUAUGUUAUGGAAAUUAAUACAAGUUUAAAUUGUGUAAAACUUAUAUAACAUAG
Molecule: messenger RNA, 2557 nt
Organism: Papilio xuthus (Asian swallowtail)
Lineage: Eukaryota; Metazoa; Arthropoda; Insecta; Lepidoptera; Papilionidae
Exons: 13
Coding region: 380-1882 (500 amino acids)
Source: RefSeq, a predicted model, not a curated record